CGCAUGCGCAGUGGCGUGCCCGGCACGGAGCCGGGGAGGUGUCGCGGGGCUGGGCCCGCCCGGGAGCCUCUCCGAGAAAAGAAAACCUGCGCUUUCUCCCGCCCGGGCCGAGGGGCAGCAGAGGGGGGAGCAACACCUGAGCAGGUCCGUGCUGGAGAGUGGGAGAAGGGUCCCUGCUGGCUGCCGUGUCCUGGGUGGGCACAGAACUCUGACCUUGGCCAGAUGGGCUGGUUUCCGGGUGUUUUGAUCCUGACGUCGCCAAAGCCUCAGGCUUCUCUCCCGGGGCCCUUGCCGUUGCUGUAUCUCUUGGAUGCCGUGCAGAACGGAAUCAGGCAGCCAAGCCUCAGGUUCACCUUCUCCCUCACCCUCUGCGCUGCUCGUGUGGCACAGCAGAUCCUGAAGCCAGAGGAGCACGUGUACAUAAGGGUAAAGAGAUUCCUUCUGUCGCACCGGUGUUUGGACCUGAGGAAGGUACCGGGUUUUCUCCAGCUUUUCUACAGUUUUGAUUUUGAGGAAUUCAAAAUGUUAUUUCUGUGGGGUCUUGGUUGUUUUCUUGACACUAACGCACAAGGAGUUGUGCUGCGUAUGCUCUGUGAGCACAAGAAGAGAAUGUUCUGCCCCGGCUAGCUACAAUUCCUCUUUGAGUUUAGGUUAGUAACUUUGAGUUCAACUGAAGUAUUUUAGAAACAGCAACUUCUAAAAUUCCAUUUCCACUGCAUGUUUGGGCUGCAGACUGACUGUUCCCAGUGGAUGUUAGCGAUUAAAUUUGGUAGGA
Molecule: messenger RNA, 775 nt
Organism: Vidua macroura (Pin-tailed whydah)
Lineage: Eukaryota; Metazoa; Chordata; Aves; Passeriformes; Viduidae
Exons: 6
Coding region: 4-627 (207 amino acids)
Biological process (GO): maturation of LSU-rRNA from tricistronic rRNA transcript (SSU-rRNA, 5.8S rRNA, LSU-rRNA); maturation of 5.8S rRNA from tricistronic rRNA transcript (SSU-rRNA, 5.8S rRNA, LSU-rRNA)
Cellular component (GO): nucleolus
Source: RefSeq, a predicted model, not a curated record